GGGGCGGGGCCUCCGGAGCCUGGCCUCGGCGGCAGCUCCGCACGUGCCCCGCGGACUGUGAAGAGGUGCGCCUGGGGUGCGGCGGGCUGGCCGCGUGCGGGGCCGGCGCGGGAGACCCGCGCGGCGCGGAAGCUUCCGGUGGGGAGCCGAGAGGCCAGCUGGAGUUUGUCUUCCCUGCCACAGACAAACGAAGCGAAACGCAGGGGCCUCUGGGAGCUUGGAGGACUUCAAACCCUUCGUUUCGGCGGGGCGGUGGCGGAGCUCGCCCUUCAUCCCGGCACUGGAGAAGCGGGGGCGGGUGUGUGCUCGAGGCCAGCCUGGGCCACAGAGGGAGUUCCAGGACAGCCAGGCCACCCCGAGAAACCCGACCGACGGACCGACUGACUGACCUACCGACCAAACAAAACCAAAGCUGGGCGCCGCGCCCCGUGCCCAUGAUCCCAGCACUCAGAAAAGGCAGAGGCAGUUGGAUUUCUGGUGAGGGAGUCCAGGACAGCCAAGACUACACAAAGAAGCCCAGUCUCAAAAAAUAAAACAACAACAAAAACCAUUUUAUUACAUUUAUAUACUGAGAGGGAGUUAGGUGAAAGUUAGAGGACAGAGAAGUGGGGCUUUUUCAGGUUUGUUUUAUUUUGGUUGGUUGGUUGGUUUUUUAGAGACAGGGUUUCUCUGUGUAGCCUUGGCUGUCCUGAACUCACUCUGUAGACCUGGCUGGCCUCGAACUCAGAGAUCUGCCUGCUUCUGCCUCCCCGAGUGCUGGGGUUACAGGUGUAUGCCACCACACCGAGCUGCUUUUCAAGACUGAAUGCAGAUUGGCCUGAAGAUGCUGUAGCUGAGAAGCAGCUGUAGGGUCCUAUCAGUUCCCCACUGUGGUCCCCUGGACUAGCAGUAGGCCCUGCACUCCUGAGGAUGUCCGCUGUAUUGUUCUACAUCCACCAAAUCAUGUUCAGGAGUCUCAUAUCCCGUCUGGAAAAGAAAGAGCCCAGAAGUAAUUAUUAAGAAAAAAUUCUCAGGCUGGAGAGAUGGCUCAGUGGUUAAGAGCACUGUCUUCUCUUCUAAACGACCCAAGUUCAAUUCCCAGAACCCACAUGGCAGCUCACAACUGUCUGUAACUCCAGUUCUAAGAGAUUUGACACCUUCACACUGAUACACAUAAAGAAAAAUUUACUUAAAAAAAAAAAAGGAAAAAAUUCUCAAGAGUGUUGGAUGGGGUCAGAGGGAGGAGUCACUCUGACUCCUAGGACCACCCUCUUUUCACACACUGUCUUCCUUUAUUCAUUCCGGCCAGAACCCUUCUUGCAGAAAAAGUGGCUCCAGUGUUCUCUUGCUUUCUUAUUAAAGAGGGAACCCUGCACUUGAAAGUUUCAAUUGUGUGCAUUUCAGAGGCCGUUUACCUUGAUGGAUAGGCAUGUCGGAAGGACUUAUCUCGUCAUUAGUCAUGUAUGGUAGCAUCAUCAAGGAGAAGGCUUUGGCUGAUAAGAUCCCUCUAUUCUCUGGAAAGUUAAAAGCUUAAUGUUAAUAGCUGGCAAGUAAAAGCACAAAAGACAAGCUCAGGUUGAGGAAAUUAGCCCUUGUGUCCUUAGAUAUAGUUAAAAUAUAAUAAGGAUAUGCUCCCCCGCCCUUGUAGAGAGGCUUUAGGUAUAUAGUCUAUGGUGGCUUUGAAUUCUGUUCUUUUGCUUCCGCUUCUCUAGUGCUGGAACCAUUAUGAUGUACCACUAAUGACUGGCACUAUUACAGAAGCAUAACAAUGAAUUUUAAUGUCUGGAAUAUCAAGGAGAUGUUCAGUAUUCCCUCAGGCUCUGGGGUCACUAAACCAUCUAACUGGAAGAGCAAUCAGACUGAUUGUUCUCUCAGUGACUCUCAGUUCCUCUUUGGAUCUCAGUUUUGUCCAGAAAAUUCAGAGACUCUGUUAGCAUCCUUGGAUGCUGAUGUCAACUCAAGACACCAAAAACAGACUCAACAGAGUUCUGUAGAUAAUGAACCUAGUAUUUUCACAAAAUACCAGACGAAGCCCCAGUUGUUUGGAGGUGAUACAAAGGAUGAAGGCUUAUUUUCUAUUCCUUUGCCAGCUGGAAAAUCAAAAGGACUCUUGAAACAGUUUGAGGAGAAAAAACGAAGGGCAACGGACAAAUGUGACAGUGAGUUGCUGUACAACUUUGUUUCUCAUUUUCAAGAAGUUAUUAACAAGUUGCAGACAUCUGUGGAAAAGUCUGAGAAACAUCUCAGUUCAAGAAGCCAAUCUAUUUUGGAUUCUUUGGAGUCCAUAGCUGAGACAUUUCAAGAGACUGCACGGGUCCAGCAUGACCUGAUGGUUGAGGCAGUACAGGAAAAAAGCAGUAUGGAGCAGACCAUCCUUGAGAUACGGAAGAGAUCUGAAGCUAGACAAGCAGAUUUUAUAGAGAUGAAAUCCAACCUCAAGAACCUUGAAGUUUUAGUUGCCCAGCAAAGUAAUAACUUCCAGCAGCUUUGUGAGAACCUGGGCCAGCUCAAUGUGCCUAGUAUCCUAGAGGAGCUGAAAAAAUUUGCCUCUGUGUCUCAGGUGGCCCAGCAUCUGAAAGACAGCUCCUCCCAGACCUCACCGUCUCUGGCUCAGAGCCCUCAUUUUACCAUGCAGGAAAAAUAUCCCUCUGAGGAGCCAGCUACUUGGCAGGCCCAGGUGUCUCUUGCAGGGAAUCCCAGCAAGAGUUUCCAGAGGCCUGGGAAGUUUGCAGGGGCAGAGAGUGAUGGUUUUCAAAAGGCUGCAUUGCCAGCGGAUGGGCCCCAUAGAGGAAAUGAGCAUGUAAAGAAUAAGAUUUACUGCAAGAACUGGGUUAUGACAACCAGGAGCCUCAGCAACCGCUGCUCUAACCUCCCAAGCCAGGAGGUGGCCAGUGACUGGGAUCAAAUUGCCCAAGAAGCUUCUCAGCUGGGCUUAAAUAAGUGUGAAGCCAGAGUAAAGAAUACCUGCCCCGAAUAUGAAACCCAAAGCAUGUUUUCUUUUGACUCAUUUGAACAGUCAGCAGCUGAACAGAAAGGUGGGACCUGCAGAAAAGGGAGGAAAAGCAAGAAGCAGCCAUCCAGGAAGUCAAAGAGAGGCAGGUAUUUAGCUAGGAAGCAAGAACAGACCCCAAGGAAGGAAUGUGCUUUUGUCUCUAAGCAUCACAGUUCUCAGUCUCCAGUUUCUAGCUCACAAGGGCCCCUCUUGCGUCGGCUGGCUCCAAGAGGCUCCACGAAGUCAGCCUGUCAGAAUUUGGAAGGAACAGUGAAGACCAGUAAGGCAGCACAAGGGAACCGCCUGCAGUCUACUCAGAGUUUCAGCAGUUUCCAGGGGGAGCAGCAGAUAAACUGGUUCACUGACCUCAGCCUCGAAAUCCCAGAGCCGCCUCUGUUUAAGAAGGGAGGGAAGAAUUUGCUCUGUGAUCCAGAUUUUGAUAGCAGCGAUGAUAACUUGUAGAUUUGCCACAGUGACUUUAGCUGAUGGUUUGUUGAUUUCAGAAAAACAAUCCUAGACCGUUUGGGCUGGGCAGUAGUACAGUAUCUGCAGCUGGUUUAUCCAGAGUCAGAGACCUUGACUGACUGACAGCAGGAGUAGGGGAGAAUCUCAUACUUUGGGUAUCAGUUGCCACUCAUGACAAAGGGAAGUUACAGGGAAGAAAUGUGUGAAGGGAGCUCAUGCAGCAGCCUUUGGUGAGGCUUCAGGAAGGUGGCUGUGUGUCCUUGGUGAAAGGGGCAUUAGCUUCCUUAUGGAAUACUAGUUAGAAGAACUCUCACAAAACUGUUGGGACUGCAUGACCAGCUCUCAAAGCAUUCCCUGCACCUGAUGGAUACCUUUUUGAGCCACAGCAUCUUAUUUUCUUUAUCUAGUUAUGCUAACAGAGUUUUCUCUUUUCCAUUAGGGAGCACAUUACAGUUACACUAUUAGGCUAGUGCUAAUUCUACAAGCAUGUUUCAGUUCUCAGCUAUAAAUCAGUCCACUUAAGAACAGAGUGUUAGCCAGGUGGUAGUGCUACAUACCUUUAUUCCUAGCACUUGGGAGGCAGAGGCAGGUGGAUCCCAAGGCCAGCCUGGUCUACUGAGUGCGUUCCAGGACAGCCAAAGAUACAUGGAGGAAAAAAAAAAAAAGAAGAGUGUUAAAGAUGCCUAUGAAAGUUGGGCGUGGUGGCUCACACCUGUAAUCCUAAUAUUCAGGAAGCAGGGACAGAAUUGCUUCAGAUUUGAGGCCAGCCUGUCCUAUGUAAGGAGUUCCAGACCCAUUACAUUAUAAGAUCCUGGUGUGUGUGUGUGGGGUGCCUUUGAGAGAGAGGUGACCCACACCAAACAACUUCAUAGCACUGGGAGUCUUAAGCCAAAUGUGUCUAUUAUUUUUUUCUUGGCUGUUUUCUACAUUUAGUUUUUUAAUUACUUUUUGUUGUUGGUUUUUGUCUUACAUGGCCCAUGCUGGCUGGCCUCUUACGUACUGUUGUAACCAAAGGUGACAUUGAGCUAUUUCUGAUCCUUUUGCCUCUACUCCUGGCUUCUUAAAUCACUCUUUUCCCCCCCUCUUCCUGGUACUGAGGAUCAAACCUAGGGCCUUGCACAGUGUAAGCAAGCACUCUACCACCAGGCUACGCACAGCCUUCCAAUCACUCUCUUAAACUUAAUGUCAUUUGAAAAUAACAUAAUAUCUAAUACUUCAUAUGCUAAUUAAAAUAAUUUGGGUUGGAGAGAUGGUGUGCACUCUCGCCAAGGAACAGAGCUCUGUGCCCAGUGUCUACAUCAGCAGCUCACAGCUGCCUGUAACUCCAACUCAGGGCAUCUGAAGCUCUCUGCUGACACCCUUGGACACCUGCACACGCGUUGCAUACAUACACACGCACACACGCAUUACAAAGCAUAAAUCUUUCUGAGAUUGCUCUCUCUGUGAACCCCCGGCUGGGCUGUCCUGAGAGUCAGAGAUCUGCUUGCCUCUUUCUCUAGAGCGAUGUGAUUAAAAGUACACAACAUCGUGCCUGGCAAAAUAAAACUUGGAAAAAAAAAAGCUCUUACCUCAGGGUCCCAAGUUUUCCACAGAGUUCUGAGUAAAAUUUAAAAACACCAAACAAACAAACAAAAAACCCUACUGUAUCUGUGGACCCUGCACUGUUGUUGGAGCACAGCGGGCUUUUACACUAGACUCUGGCGUUCCAUUUAUAGCUUGCUGAUUUUUUUUUUAGAUUUACUUAUUAUGUAUGCAAUGUGUGUUUGCAUGUACACCUGCAUGCCAGAAGACAGCACCAGAUUUCACUUUAGAUGGUUGUGAGCCACCAUGUAGUUGCUGGGAAUUGAACUCAUAGCCAGCGCUCCUAACCUCUGAGCCAUCUCUCCAGCCCUUUUACUUUUGUUUUUAAAGAGCCUAUAGCUCAUGAUUACCUGCAAUCCAGGCUAGGCUCAAAUUCAUGGUAAUCUCUUUCAACAUCUCAAACACUGGGGUUAUGGGCAUAAACCACCAUGGCUGACUUUGGAUUUGUUUCUGUUUUUGUUUUUAAAACACAUGUCAUUUUUUUGUAAUUAGAAAAAAAAACAAAACACCAAAACAAAAACUGGGCUAGGAGGUGGCUCAGAAAUUAAAGCACUUGUCACCCCAGUGUAAGAAGCAGAGUUCACAUCCCCAGAAAUGCACAUUAAAUGCUGAGUGGGUGAGCCCUCCAUCUGUAAUGCCAGCCUUGGCCGUGGAGAGAAGCCCCAGAGUGACCUGGCUAACAAGACUUGCCUUGUCUGUGAGCUCUGGCUUGCUGAACAGAUGGCCCCUCAACAGAUAGCCGAUUGAUUGAAGAUGGCUCCUCACCUGGGCUUCCAUGUACGUGUGCACCAGCACCCACAUAUGCCCAAACACACAAACACCCGAGCACCACACCAACACAAGUGCAAAACAGAAAAAAAAAAACAAAAACAAAAACAACCAAAUCUCUGGAUGUGGUGGCACAUGCUUGCAAAUUCAGGGGACCUGGGGCAACAGGACCCUAGGCUGAAUGCCCACCCAAGGCUACAUAGUGAUACUGUGACUCAAAUGGAAAAGAGAAAGGGGACAGAGAGAAAGGAAAAAAACAGAAAAGAAGUAGUGAGGGAACUGGAAUGGGGAGAAACGUCGUGGAUGAGUGGUGCCCUAAAACUGUUUCCAAGCCAGUCUCCAGCCGCUGGUGAUGAAACUGUUGUUGAAAGCAGUGACUCUUAAUUCCUUUCUUUUCAGGAAUGUGCUUCCCAUAAAUUUCUGGAGUCUAUGAUGCCAUUGGCAGGGUGCCAGACACCCCCCAACCCCAGUCUGUUCUCCCAUUUCCAGACCAGGGGCCUUCCGUAGCUUGUACCACCUACAUGUAUGGGCAGGCACAGCCAUCCUCUCAGGCCAGAAACAUUCAAACCUGGAUUCCGCCUCAGGCGGCCCUGGCCUCUCCUUCCUGUGGACCAUAUAAGGGGCUGUUUACUUCACCCUCUGCAGCCUCCAUUUCCAGCUGGGCUUCACUGCUAGGGAAGUCUGAGGAGCAGGAGCCUCACUACAGGAAAGGUCCAGCACUUCCCAGACUCACUGCUGGCGCUUACAGACCUGUCAGAGGGAAGCUUUGAGACCAAAGGACCACACUCCUGCUAAACUGUACUACCAGUUACAUUUUAUUUUAUCUUUUGUUGAUGUUUGUUGUUUUAAUAUUUUAACUUAAAGUUAAAAUCCUGUGACUUUAAAUAGUUUUUUUUUCCCAAUUAGUAUUUAUGACCGAGCCCUUCUUGAACCAUCUAACUGUAAAGAUGGGCCCUGUGUUAGUCUGCUGCUGUAACGUGCUCUGUUUCUUCAUUUUGUGUAAUGGCAUCAAAGUUCAGUGUGAUUCGGUGUCCAUUGGUUCGGUAUUUUAUAGAAUAAGUGAUAAACUUUACUCCUAACGAGGCUGAGAUAAUGAAAAAUUACACCGUAUAUCUCUGGCAGUUACCAGGAAAGACUAUUGUUUUUUACUUUAUUCCUAUGGCUUUUUACUUUUUUUUUUUUUUUUUUUUUUAAUGUUCCUGCCAGACUUGGUGAGCGUGACACAGUCCCAAGCACGUCCCUUGGAACACAACAUUUUUGGCUCUUCAGAUGCUCCUAGGAGCUGUAUGUAGCUACACAGGGGCGGAUGGAGUGGGAGCGUGGAGGGCCUGAUGAGUGCUCCUCCCUCUGUUACUCCAGGAUGGAAAUUAAGUUGACUGCAGCACUUGAUGUAUUGACUUACAAAUUACCAGCAAAAUGGCCUUUCUUACAUUUUGUGUGUGUGUGUGUGUGUGUGUGUGUGUGCUCUCGAGAUCGCGCUGGUUCUCUCAUUCUCUCAUACCGUGAGGGUUCUGAGGAUCAUUCAUCCGCUUCCACUGAUUUAUCUCACUGAUCUCAGUAUUCUUGUUUCAGUUGCCUAAACCAGGAAUGUAGAUUCCAGAACAUCCACCUUGUCCUUGCUGUGUCCUCAGCAUACAGGAGAGUAUCUCACUUGGUACUUCCUGGGAGCAGAUGCUGCAGUUUUAGGCACAUAGCUCUUUCAAAACCCUGUCUGUCUUGAAGCCUGGUGGUGGUGGUGCACACCUUUAAUCCCAGCACUCAGGAGGCAGACGUAGGCAAGAUCUCUGUGAUCUGGUCUACAGAGCGAGUUCCAGGACAGCAAGAGAUACAGAGAAACCCUGUCUCAAAACAAAGCAACAAAACCCUAUCUUGAAAUUUGGCCUUUCUAUAGAAUCCUUUUUUGCUGCACUCCCCCUCCCCCACCCAACUUGGCUACAAAAGGCUCCUGCUUAUGCCCACUUCUCUCUCACUGAAAAUUUCUAGCAACUUUUCCUUCACCCAGUGUUCCCAGAAAGCAGCUGUCUCUCUGCCCUCUCUGGAUAGGACAAAACUCUUUCCCAUACAUUUUCCAGACAGCCUACUACAAAGAGUCCUUCCUUGGAUCCCAUGUCAAAUACAUUUCCUGAGUGAAACUUUUUUCUUCUGUAAAUAUUUAGUUCGAAUUUAAAAUAUUAAUGUUCUCCCACGCCAAGAAGAAAACAACCUGCUAGAACCUUAUAUGAUCUAGGGGUGACAGUCUUUCAGCAAUCUUCAACAAUCAGGCAAUCAGGUAAACGGCUUCUGAAGCCUCCCUAUUUCCAUGAGUCUUACCUCCCCCCCACCCCCCCACCCCACCCCCGCAUAUUAAGAUCAUUGCCUCCGUCAGACCCACAUGGGUCCUAGAUGAGCCCUUUUCACAGCCUUAAACAUCUUAAACUUUCAUCUGUGUCAAGGAUGCCCUUAACAUCCUGCUAGUUUGUUCCUGGUGCAAAGGUAAGGGACAAAAAGAUCCCCCAACUGCCUGUUUCCUUCUUGUUCUCUUGAUUCCUCUAGGAUCUUCUCGAGGUUGAAAGGGGAAAAUCCAAGAGAAGGCCAAGGAGUUAGGGAAAUCAGACAAGAGGUUACUGUGCUGUUCCCCACGUGGAGAACAGGAGGCAAGCUGGGGGAGUCCCGCAGUGCCUGAUGGAGCUUCCCCUCUGGCACAGGCACAGAGGCUUGCUAACUGGCAUGCCCUGGCGCGGCAGCCAGUGCUAGCACACAGGUGGUUCAGCGGGCCUGCCCUCAGGUCCUAGCAAUUACCACAUCAUCACUGCUGCCAGCUGUGCCAGGUAUGGGAGCUCUAAGAACCCCUGUCACUCAGCCCUCUCUUUCUCUGUGUUCUGGCUUCCCUCUGUCCCCACGUUCUUUCUCUCUCUGCCCUGGGCAUCCCCUUUCUCUCCCUUCCUGACCCCUCAUGCUUCACUCACUGUCUCUAUCCCUUCUCCAGGCCCCAUUCUCCCCACAAUAAACUUCCUCGCACCAGAUCUAUUGUGUGGUGCAUAGUUCCUUCAGGAGGUACACUUGGCCUUCAGCAUGGUGCCACCCCAUCACUGCUGUGUCGUCUUUACACAUCAUAACAGGCAUGCUUGGGAUUGUGGGGAGCACGGCCACAUAGUUGGCCUGAGGGCAAUGUCAUUUUCAAGCUCUGACAACAGCUGCUCUGCCCUUGCCUGGCUUGCCCCUAUAUUUAACCCUCUUUUUGCAGCAACCCUCCCUAAGCCUCCUUCAGCCGUCCAAUCUUUUGUUCUAGGAACAUCUGCAGACUAGCUCUUGCCUUAUUGUCUCAGAGUCAACCAGUCUGCUUCUAAAGCUUUGGAUUUGGCAUAUUGGUGAGAUGCAGCCAUAGAACCUGAAAAUCAUAAGGACAGAUGGGCCCAGAUUCUCAUAUGCCUUAUGCUGUGAUUUGAGUUUGCAGCUAGCAGGUUCCACCGUUCCUAUUUAUUCUUGAAUUUGCCUUGUUUCUAUUUUGAUUCUGGUAGUUCAAAUUGCAGUUUGGUGUUUCCACGGAAACAAUUCAGUGAUUGUUUGGUGUGCCAAGAUGAACUGCGGGGGAGGAAGCCGAAUGACGUCAAACACUUUAAAGUUUUUCAGACAUGGCUAGGGUCAACAGUCAUACAUCAUGAAUGCUUUGGACUCUGAAGACCUUUAGUUUUAUUAAAUGCUAUAUUCUAGGUUCCGAUAUCCUGCCCAGCAAAUUCCUGAAAAACAGUUCCUCCUACUCCUGCUGAGCAGGUGACAAAGGCAGGAAGGGCCACUAGGGGCACAUUAGGAAGCCAGGGGACAUAAACAGGUGAGGAGGGUGUCUAUAUCCAGCUGAGGAAUCUGGGGCUGCCCUGUCAGAGAUUUGGGGCUCACCUACUUUGCCAAACAUCUGCUUCUACAGUGAGGAAAAAAUAUCCAUUUGGAUGGUAUUUAAAAUUAAUUACUUAUUUCAUAAAUCUGAUUUUCACAUAAAGCGUUUUCUAGAAGAAAACCAAAGUCUCCCUGUCUGGCCAGAGGGACCUUGGAUUAUCCUUCCUUGUCUAUCAUAUCCUUGUGUUGGGCCCACAUUCCCACGGGCCAGUCAACACCAUGAGCAAAAACAAAAGCCUGUCACCUCAAAGGGUCCCAUAGUUAGGGUUCCGUCCUCAGUUAGGGUUCCGUCCUCACCCACGGCAGCCAUUUCCCCUUCAGAGCUCUGCCUGACUAGACCUUGGCUGGUGAGCUCAACAGGGACUCUGAUGAGACCGGCAGCUCCCAGCCUGAGGAUUCAGAGCCCUCCUCAGGGGUCCUGCAGGAGUCCUGUGUGGCCCUGGGACUCAGCCACUCAGUUCUCACAGACAGUACAGUUGGUGGCAGAUAAGUACAAAGAUCCAUGGUGACUGAUGGAGGUGGGGAUUCAAGGCUGGGGGUGAAGCCCAGUGACAAAUGCUCGCCUGGUGGAGGUCUGAGUUCUGCAGACACACACACUUGGAUUUCUUUUUACUGAAGUGAUACAUGUCUGCUCUAGAUAAAAACAAAAUAUUUUUUUAAAACUACUGUAAUUUCCUUUGAUGCUUCCCUACAAAUUUUGUUUAAAUGUUUAAAAAUAAAGGUAGGAGUUGAUUGCAUUUUUAAAUGUUAAAUUUUAGAGUAACUGUAGAUUUACAGAAAACUUUAUAUAGUAAGCAUGUGUAUACUCUGCCCGCUUUCCCAGUGUUGAUAUAUAACCAAUGUGUGUGUGUUAAAACCAGGAAACUGGUAUCAGUACCUUAAAUGCCAGCCUUCGUGUAGACCCCACUCAGUGCUGUUAAUAUCCUGUUCUGUUUUAGCAUGCAGUGCAAGCGUCACAUGCUUACUUAGCCAUUGUGUCUUCUUAGCCCGCUAGUCAAGAGGGUUGAAUUUUUUUCUUUUUUUUUUUUUUUUUGACAGGGUUUCUCUGUGUAGCCCUAGCUGUCCUGGAACUCACUCUGUAGACCAGACUGGCCUCAAACUCAGAGAACCACCUACCUCUGUCUCCACAGUGCUGGGAUUAAAGGCUUAUGCUACUACUGCCUGGCUAGUCAGGGUUUUGUUUGUUUAUUAUUUAUUUUUAGGCAGGUAUGGUAGUAUUUUAAAAAUUGGCUGUUGGGCUAUAAAAUGUUUAUUAUUAGCCAUAAGAUUAUUGUGGCGGUAUUAUUUAACCCCCUUUCACAAAUAAUAAAGACACAGACACCUGUUAGAUUUGUAAUUGCCUUACUUACCUUGGGCCGAGCAGAUAUUUCACUUACACUGUCUCAGUAGCCUCACCAUCCAUCUCCCAGCCCCCAUCCAGUGCCAUCUGCCUUAAUCCUCCUCCACUGGACUACCUGUCAUCCACAGUCCCAGGUACUCUCUUUUAUUCUUUAUCUGGGUCUUUCCACGACAUUGUUGGAGUCCCUCUCCAGUCCCUCAUGGUUUUCUUCUCUGCAUCUACCCAUUCUGCCCUGCCCAGGUAUAGACAAUUUAGUGAACCGAUCAAGUAUAAUGUUAGGCAGGUUUACACAAACAAGGAUGGAUUUAUCUGGCAGGCAGUAACCAGAUCUUGAGUGCCAGUAGUUAGCAUUAGACCAGCCUCCAACAACAAGGGUUUGUGUAGUCUCGGCUGUCCUGGACUCAUGUUGUAAACCAGGCUGGCCUCAACUCCCGGAGAUCUACCUGCUUCUGCCUCCCAGAGUGCUGGGAGUACAGGGAUGUGUGACUGCUCCUGGCCCUAGUAAGGGGUUUUGAACCCUUAAAUUUUCAUGACCCUGAAAAAUUCCAAAGUUCUGCAGGGAUUCUAGAAUAUCCCCUUGUCUGGGUUUGGCUAUUAUAGACAGGAAGCACUUUUUUUCAGGUUUGCCUUGAAUACCGUCACAGUGGUUCUCAACUUUCCUAGCGCUUCCACGCUUUAAUACAGUUCCUUGUGUCAUGGCGACACCCAACCAUAACAUUUACAUUGCUACUUCAUAACUGUAAUUUUGUUUCUGUUGUGAACCGUAAUGUAAAUAUCUGAUAUGCAGGAUAUCUGAUAUGUGACCAUAUGAAAAGGUCAUUCAAUCCAACGGGGUGGAGACCCACAGAUUGAGAACCACUGCACUGUGAUGUAAUCAAGGAUGACUGUGAACUCUUCAUCCUCUUGCUUCAUCUCCCAAAUGCUGGAAUUAGAGGCAUUUAGCCACCAGUCUUUUUUUUUUUUUUUAAGACAGGGUUUCUCUGUGUAGUCUUAACUGUCUUGGAACUCACUCUGUAGACCAGGCUGCCCUCGAACUCUGAGUGCUGAUAUUAAAGGCAU
Messenger RNA from Meriones unguiculatus (Mongolian gerbil), 12053 nucleotides. It is a transcript of the gene Iho1, whose product is annotated as interactor of HORMAD1 1. NCBI's taxonomy places the organism in Eukaryota, Metazoa, Chordata, Mammalia, Rodentia, Muridae. The transcript has 9 exons. Gene Ontology annotation, cellular component: condensed nuclear chromosome. Gene Ontology annotation, biological process: DNA recombination; meiotic DNA double-strand break formation; homologous chromosome pairing at meiosis. The coding region runs from base 1748 to 3433 and encodes 561 amino acids. The record is from RefSeq and is a predicted model, not a curated record.